This is a messenger RNA of Heterocephalus glaber (naked mole-rat), 4080 nucleotides long. RefSeq names its product general transcription factor IIIC subunit 3 (gene Gtf3c3). Gene Ontology annotation, biological process: transcription by RNA polymerase III. Gene Ontology annotation, cellular component: transcription factor TFIIIC complex. Gene Ontology annotation, molecular function: protein binding. NCBI's taxonomy places the organism in Eukaryota, Metazoa, Chordata, Mammalia, Rodentia, Bathyergidae. The record is from RefSeq and is a predicted model, not a curated record.
GCCCUCCGGGUUCUCCGGAGGACGCCGCGCAGUCCCCGUGUGCUCUUCCGGCUUCCCCGUCGGGCUUCCGGGGUUGCCCGAGCCGCGCUGCAGACAUGUCCGGCUUCAGCCCCGAGCUCAUCGACUACCUGGAGGGGAAGAUUUCCUUCGAGGAGUUCGAGCGGCGGAGAGAAGAGAGGAAGACGCGGGAGAAGAAGAGUCUUCAGGAAGAAGGAAAGUUAUCAGCCGAAGAAAAUGCGGAUGACUCUGAAGCUCCCUCAUCCUCAGGGAUUAACUCUAGCAAAUCCCACGUCAGAGAUGUCAGUGAAGGAGAAACUUCAGAUGGGGUGAGUAAGUCGGUUCAGAAGGUCUUUGACUCCAUGCUCGGAGAGACUGAAGAUGAUGAGGAAGAAGAGGAGGAGGAAGAGGAAGGGGAGGAGAUGCUUGAGCAACCCACAGCGGGUGAGGUGUUUGCACUGGAGCUAGUUCUUAACCGCGAAACCAAGAAAAUGAUGAAAGAGAAGAGGCCUCGGAGCAAACUGCCCAGGGCGCUGCGAGGUCUCAUGGGCGAAGCCAACAUCCGCUUCGCGCGGGGGAAGCGGGAAGAGGCCAUCCUGAUGUGCAUGGAGAUCAUCCGGCAAGCUCCUCUGGCUUAUGAGCCGUUCUCUACUCUUGCCAUGAUAUACGAGGACCAAGGCGACAUGGAGAAAUCCUUGCAGUUUGAAUUGAUUGCCGCACAUUUAAAUCCCAGUGACACUGAAGAAUGGGUUCGACUGGCAGAAAUGUCUCUGGAACAGGACAAUAUUAAGCAGGCUAUCUUCUGCUAUACAAAAGCUCUUAAAUACGAACCUACUAAUAUCCGUUUUCUGUGGGAGCGAUCAAGUCUGUGUGAACAGAUGGGUGACCAUAAAAUGGCAAUGGACGGGUACAGGCGAAUUCUGAACCUUUUGCCUGCGUCUGAUGGAGAGCGCUUUAUGCAGUUGGCUAGAGAUAUGGCCAAGAGUUACUAUGAAGCCAGUGACAGCGCCUCAGCUAUUAACAUAAUCGAAGAAGCCUUCUCCAAACACCAGGCCCUGGUCUCCAUGGAGGACGUCAAUAUCGCGGCCGAGCUGUACAUUUCUAACAAGCAGUAUGACAGAGCUUUGGAGGUAAUUACGGAUUUUUCUGGAAUUGUGCUAGAAAAACAAACUUUGGAAGAAGACGGCCCCUCUGAGGAGAAUAAAGCCUGCGAUGGCAUCACCUGUGCGGUCCCUGAGGGCGUGCCCAUCGACAUCAUGGUGAAGCUGAUGGUCUGCCUCGUGCAUCUCCACAUCCUCGAGCCGCUGAACCCUCUCCUGACGACACUGGUGGAGCAGAACCCCGAGGACAUGGGCGACCUCUACCUGGAUGUGGCGGAGGCGCUUCUGGACAUUGGGGAGUACAGCUCUGCGCUGCCGCUCCUCAGUGCGCUGGUUUGCUCGGAGAGAUACAGCCUCGCAGUGGUCUGGCUCCGCCAUGCAGAGUGCCUGAAGGCCUUGGGCUACAUGGAGCGUGCUGCUGAGAGCUACAGCAAGGUGGUGGAUCUGGCCCCGCUCCACUUGGAUGCCAGGAUUUCCCUUUCCACCCUUCAGCAGCAGCUGGGCCGUCCCGAGAAGGCGCUGGAAGCUCUGGAACCGAUGUAUGACCCAGACACGUUAGCCCAGGAUGCAAAUGCCGCACAGCAGGAGCUGAAGCUGCUGCUGCACCGCUCCACGCUGCUGUUCUCGCAAGGCAAGAUGCGCGGUUACGUGGACACCCUGCUCACCAUGCUGGCCAUGCUCCUGAAGGUAGCUAUGAACAGAGCCCAGGUCUGCUUGAUAUCCAGCUCCAAAUCUGGAGAGAGACAUCUGUACCUUAUGAAAGUAUCGCGAGACAAAAUAUCAGACAGCAAUGACCAAGAGUCGGCAAAUUGUGACGCAAAAGCAAUAUUUGCUGUGCUCACGAGUGUCCUGCCUAAGGAUGACUGGUGGAACCUUCUGCUGAAGGCCAUCUACUCCUUAUGUGACCUGUCCCGCUUUGAAGAGGCUGAGCUGCUGGCAGAUUCUUCAUUGGAAUAUUACUCGUUUUAUGAUGACAGGCAAAAGCGCAAAGAACUAGAGUACUUUGGUCUGUCAGCUGCAAUUCUGGACAAAAAUUUCAGAAAGGCAUACAACUACAUCAGGAUAAUGGUAAUGGAAAAUGUCAAUAAACCCCAGCUCUGGAAUAUUUUCAACCAAGUCACCAUGCAUUCCCAAGAUGUACGACAUCAUCGCUUCUGUCUCCGCCUCAUGCUGAAAAACCCAGAUAACCAUGCCCUGUGUGUUUUGAAUGGACACAAUGCGUUCGUGUCUGGCAGUUUUAAGCACGCGCUUGCACAGUACAUUCAGGCCUUUCGCGCCCGCCGUGAUGAACCUCUCUACAACAUGUGUAUAGGCCUGACUUUUAUUCACAUGGCAUCCCAGAAGUACGUGUUAAAGAGACAUGCUCUCAUUGUGCAGGGCUUCGCCUUCCUUAAUCGAUACCUCAGCCUGCGUGGUCGGUGCCAGGAGUCUCUGUACAAUUUGGGCCGAGCCCUUCACCAGCUGGGGCUGACUCACCUCGCCAUCCACUAUUACCAGGAGGCGCUGGAGCUCCCCCCAUUGGAGGCAGAGGGGAUAGAGGCUGAGCAGGUGGACUUGCGAAGAGACAUUGCCUACAACCUGGCCCUCAUUUACCAGAGCAGCGGGAACUUGCUCAUGGCCCGGUACCUCCUGUUCACCUACUGCACCAUAUGAAGCCGUCUCCAGCCGUGGUGAGGACAGUGCUUGCUGAGCUGCGUCACCUUCAGUACGUGCCUCUGCCACGCUGCCCAGCAUGGCGACCUGGAUUCCACCUCUAAACAACAGUGUUGCUUUUCUCUAUUGGUUCAUAUAUCCAUUUUGCAUGUAAGUUGUGUAUUCUUGGUAUUUUCCUAGGAAAAUUGGUGUAGGAAAAUCAUUCCAGUACUGAAAUGGACAGAAUUAGUCUUGAGUCAGCGUGGAGUUGUUUUUCCACUUGUUCACCUCUGUGUUUGGCACCGAAUGCAGCAGGACCCUGACUUAUGUAUAGUUCUCCUGGAACACAACUCCUUCUACUGUACUAUGAUCCUGUGCAGCGCGUCCUCAGGCAGCUGCCCCUCAGCACAGUUUUUUUUUUUCUGGUACCGGGAAUCGAACUCACAACCUUACACUUGCCAGGCAGGCACAGCAACACUGAGCUACAUCCCUGGCCCCUUCAGCAUAGUUCUCCACAUCCUAACCCGAGUGGGUGUUCCUGGGAAGGGAAGGUUAGCUGUUUCCCAUGCAGUCUUUCAGUCUGCUACCAUGAGGGGAGGCGGUCCUUCCAGUACACGGACUGGAAGUUGCUUAUCAAAGAAAGUGAGACUCUGUGAUGUUAAGACGGCUGCUCACAUCUGCACCUAACAAAAUUAUUUAAAGUGGUAUGUGGUUGGAGGACAGAUAAUUGAUUUAAUCCUUCUCUUUUUUUGUUUUUGGUACCGGGGAUCGAACUCGGCACCUUGUGCUUGCGAGGCAGGCGCCGGAACCACUGAGCUAAAUCCUGGCCCUCAUCCUUCUCUUUUAACCAAAAUGCAUUUUAGCUGCAUUGAUGGAGGCUUAAUUCGAAACAUACUGCUCCAAGACCAGUCAAAGGUUAUCAUCUGUAGGUGCAGCUUCCCAAGAUAAAACCAGAGAUGAUGUUUAGUAACUCGGCGCAGUUUCCAUUCCAGGGAAGCUGUGUGUGUGUGUGUAAUAAAGCAUUGCUGAUGAAGUUUGAAAGAUUAGAUAAAAACUUUUGACUAGCAUUCUAUUUUCUUAAAUCUCAAGUAAAGGUACUUACUUGCUAGAUGUACUGUGGGACCAACAGUUUUUCAGGGGUGCCAUAAUAAGUGUGUGUGGUUGCAACACCCAGUCCAGCUGUGGGAAGGAAACAGAUGGGAGAGUAAAGACAACAGAAGGCUUUCUAGAACUCUCACUGCUGUUUAUACUGUACAUACAUCUUUCUAGUUGAGAAGUGGAAUUUGUAUAUAACAAAUAAAUGUAUCUUCUACUCUGUGUAUAUAAUUUAAAUAAACACUUUUUUAUUUGG